AUGGAGAACAACAAACAACCAAUGGCUAUCUGGCGGCGACCACGCCGACUGCCCUCUGCGAGAAACAUCGCGAUCGUCUUUGUCCUUCUGUUGGUACUGAAUUACUUCCGAGCAUGGGGCAUGGAAUACGCAGCGAGCUCGAGCCCACAAGCACUCACACAACCUCCGGAGGCGCCGGAGCCACUCGUGGAGACGUCGACAGACUCGUCCCCGGAGGCACCAGCAGCGGCCCCGGCAGAGAUCCCAGAAGAGAUCCCUUUCCAGGCGGCUGACGCACAGCUCCCAGUCGUGGCACCAAGACCCGGCAGGAUACCCAAAAAGAUCUGGUACAAGUUGGGGCCAAAGGGUCUCAGCUACGAGGCGAACCUGUGGACGGACACGUGCAUCUCACAGAACCCUGAGUACCACGCAGAGUUCCUGACAGAUGAGUCUGCCGACGACUUUGUCCGCGAGAAAUACGCAGACCGCCCGGACAUUGUGGCGACGUACAUGGCCCUCACCAUACCCAUCGUCAAGGCCGACAUGCUGAGGUACCUCCUGCUCUACUCCGAGGGCGGCGUCUGGUUCGACCUUGACGUUUCGUGCGAGGGCAUACCGGUAGACGAGUGGAUCCCCCAGGAUCUCAAGGAGGAUGUCGGCCUGGUCGUGGGCUGGGAGUUUGACGCUGGGUAUCCGUACCCGUUCGAGCGCCAGUUCACAACGUGGGCCGUCAUGGCCGAGAAGGGCUCGCGGCACCUGAUCGCUGUGGUCGAGGACAUUGUGAGGUCGGUGGAGCGCGUCGCCAAGGAGAAUAAUGCCACGAUCCCGCAGCUCAAGAUGGACAUGGUCGGCGAUGUGGUGGAGUUGACCGGGCCGAGGAGGUUCGCGAAGAGCGUCACCGAGAGCGUGCGGGCCUCGCUGAACGGGACGAGUGGCUGGAAGGGGUGGGAUGAGUAUUAUGAAAUCCUGGAGCCGAAGCUAGCUGGCGAUGUCUUGAUUCUCCCGGGAUACUCCUUGGCGGCCCUGUUCAACACGUACGAAGAAGGGGGCCAGGGCCCAUCUUUGGUGGUUCACCACUAUGCCGGUUCUUGGAAGAAUGACUACGGUGGGGAGAGGGCGGAGGAGCAAGAGAAGCCAUAUGAUCUGUCACACUAG
Molecule: messenger RNA, 1134 nt
Organism: Diaporthe batatas
Lineage: Eukaryota; Fungi; Ascomycota; Sordariomycetes; Diaporthales; Diaporthaceae
Exons: 1
Coding region: 1-1134 (377 amino acids)
Biological process (GO): protein N-linked glycosylation
Cellular component (GO): mannan polymerase complex
Molecular function (GO): alpha-1,6-mannosyltransferase activity
Source: RefSeq, a predicted model, not a curated record